UCAACAAACUCAUGGAUUUCAGGUUUAGUCAGCAGAGCGACAGUACGGAGAAGAUGAUCAGACGCAAACUCAACAGAAUCGAGAACAAGUUAAAUCUUGUCUUCCAGCACCUCGGGGUUGAAGUGGACGACGAUGACGACAACGACCAAAGUGAAGACGACGACGACGAAGGCAACGACGACGACGCUGCUAAGAUUCCUGAUAUACCCGAGGGUGAUUUCCAGGGUCAGUCACAGGCAGAACCAGAACCAGAAGCAGAACCAGAAGCAGAACCAGAGGCAGAACCAGAAGCUGAACCAGAGCCUGAGCCUGAGCCUGGGUGCAAGUGUAAGGACAAGACCAAAACACAAACUGGUUCACAGCAGGACGAAGCAAAACCUGAAACGGAUAUGGAUCCUGAGUGUGAACCUGCAAGUGAACCGGGACAAGAGACUGGAAGUGAACCGGAACAGGAGGCUGGAAGUGAACCGGGACAAGAGACUGGAAGUGAACCGGAACAAGAGGCUGGAAGUGAACCGGGACAGGAGACUGGAAGUGAACCGGGACAGGAGGCUGGAAGGUGAACCGGGACAGGAGGCUGGAAGUGAACCGGGACAGGAGGCUGGAAGUGAACCGGGACAGGAGGCUGGAGGUGAACCGGGACAGGAGGCUGAAGGUGAACCGGGACAGGAGGCUGCAAGUGAACCGGGACAGGAGGCUGCAAGUGAACCGGGACAGGAGGCUGCAAGUGAACCGGGACAGGAGGCUGCAAGUGAACCGGAACAGGAGGCUGGAAGUGAACCGGGACAGGAGGCUGCAAGUGAACCGGGACAGGAGGCUGCAAGUGAACCGGGACAGGAGGCUGCAAGUGAACCGGGACAGGAGGCUGGAAGUGAACCCGGACAGGAACCCAACAAGUCGUCUGAAGCAGCAUCAUCGGAGAACACAUCGGGAGAGAGCGACGCCACGCAGCCAGACACCGGGGACAGCAAACCCUCGGAGGAGAAGGAGAAGCCCUUGGAGUCUGACGCAGAAUCCAUCACAACUUUAAAGCCGCGACCAGCAUCCAAGCCCACGCCCAUGCCGGUGUCCGAGCUCCUCGUCACCACCAUGGGCCUCUUCGACAGCCAAGAGGACGACAAAAGCCCCGAGAACGUUUCAGAUCCUAAUGACUCCCAGUCAGACGAGCGGGCAGAGGGAUUCGAGCGAACAUCACAAAAGAACCCAGGAACUUACGAUAACCUCUCGCUGGUGAGACCGCUGGUGAGGCGACCCCCGCUCCUCGCCAACAACCCGCUGCCCACAGUAGCCCUGAGGAGGCGCGUGCCGAUUCAUGUGCCGGGGCCGUUAGUGCGGGAGUAACUAGCGUCAGCACUGUGGAUGGACUGAUCGACUGAGUGAUUGAGUGAGUGAGUGUCAAUGCAAGGAAGACAAGUCAUAAACGGAAGGACAAUGACGCGUUAGCAAGUUUAGAGUAUCCAUUUGCAUUGCUGUUUGCACUGCAGUUUGAGCUUAUGCAAUUAUCUAAUUUUCGGAGACAAAAUAUCAAACUGUACUGCUUCAGAAUGGAUGUAUAUGUUGUAUCCUUAGUUACGUCAAGUCUGUAAGCCUUAAACUGUACACACAUGUACAGCUGACGUGUUGACAUAAGCCAUGCAGGAGUGGCUCCAUACACACGUACGCUCCCUACCGCCACCUCCACCAGGCUGUCAUUCAACCACUCGGUUGCUUACAUGACAGACUAUAGGAAAUAUCUAUUGUAUCCUUUAAGUAAUUAGACUAGCUCAAAAUUUAUAUAUAUAUAUAUAUAUAUAUAUAUAUAUAUAUAUAUAUAUAUAUAUAUAUAUAUAUAUAUAUAUAUAUAUAUAUAUACAUAUAUAUGUAAACAUUGGAACCGUUGCUCAGAAUACAAGCGUAAGUUUAGAAUAAUUCCAUGUUUAUGAAGAUAAGCAGCAUUAUUGAGCCAUCUCGUCGUUAGUUAGGUGUUUCCUGUUUGUGUUUUGCUUUCGAGGCAUUAUUACUUUAGGCUUCACGUGUUUCCUUUUUUCCCUUUUAAAUAAAAUGUCCACGCGAA
Molecule: messenger RNA, 2053 nt
Organism: Portunus trituberculatus (swimming crab)
Lineage: Eukaryota; Metazoa; Arthropoda; Malacostraca; Decapoda; Portunidae
Product: coiled-coil domain-containing protein 8 homolog
Exons: 2
Coding region: 133-1341 (402 amino acids)
Source: RefSeq, a predicted model, not a curated record